AUGCCUCGCGGGAAACAGCCCCAUCAAGAAAGCUGUCGAAGAAGCGAUCGCAUUCGCGAAAAAGUACAGAAGGAAUCAACCAACAUAGAGAAGCAAGAAUCUUCUUCGCCAUCAAACAAUUGUACAGAAACACUGACGUUGUGGCGGAAUUCUGCUGUUCUGGAUCCUGUAACCACUGACCAGGAGUGGGCUCGAGGAUUUAUACAGACCGUCAAAGGCUCUUCCAUACACUACUGGGUACAGAAUAAUCAGUGGCCGAAGAAGCUCUUCAACAGUGUCCUUGGAAACGUGAUUACCAAAGAUGACAUGGAGAUGUGUCAAGGAUUAUUCGAAAGGGAAUCUCAGAAAAACAAAACUGCAAUCGUUCGUUUAAUGGCUCGAUAUAUUGUUUCUUCUGCCGAGCUUGAAACAUGCAGAGGUAAAUUCAGCAAAUCUACAAGUUUGGUUGAGCGUAUAAAUGAGGCUUGGACAUACUCGGUUCGACUUCAGUGGGAUCCCAUGUCUGCAAGUACUCUACAUAUUGCCUGUAAAAGCUCGACCUCUAAACUUUCUUUGCUAGCAAGCCAUUUUAUUCAGGUGGAAGGGUAA
This is a messenger RNA of Aspergillus costaricaensis CBS 115574, 588 nucleotides long. RefSeq lists its product as uncharacterized. Bases 1 to 588 code for a protein of 195 amino acids. The record is from RefSeq and is a predicted model, not a curated record. Lineage: Eukaryota; Fungi; Ascomycota; Eurotiomycetes; Eurotiales; Aspergillaceae. The transcript has 7 exons.